AGUCUACAUCACUGUGUAGUCUAGACCCGGGAAGGGUGGAAGGAGAAAGGAUUGAGAGGAGAGGGUUGAGGAAAGAAAGGGAGAGAGGAAAGAAUAAAAGGAAAAAGAGGGCAGAAAGGGGGCACGGGAAAGGAGGGAGAAAGGAGAGGGGAAAACUAGCUUUUUAUAGUUUUUUUUUUCGUUUUUAGGGUUUUUUUUUUUGUUUGUUUUUUAAGUUCGGGGUGGGAGAUCUUUUUUCACUCGAAGACAUGGGACAAGAUUUUCUUCCAUCCAUCCAUUCUUCCUGUUCUUCCUUUCUUCCCUGAUUUAGUCCUACCAAGUUAAUGAAGAAAUAUGGGGUCCUAGGGUGGAGAAGCUUUCCUUACAGACGGGAAAACUGCACUCUGAGCUGGCAUAGGACAGAGCAUCUCUUCGUCACCAAUGACUACAGUCUGGCCACCAGCAAUGAGUACCUUGGAAACCCCAGUUCCUUAACCCUUGCCUGAUCUCUGUCAGCAUCUCCCCAGGGCAAAAGUUCACUGCAGAGCUGAAUUGGGCUGGGCUAGGCUGGAGCUCCUCAGGCUUUCUUCCCGGCGAGGGCGGGUCAGCUCCCAUGAAGUCCUCCACCUACCUCGAACCUCCCGCCCUAUAUUCUCCACCUCCCUACCCCUAUUCUCCUGAGGGAAUUUCCCCUAAAUGUCUGAGCAGCCAGUUUCCUCUCGGAGCCUCUGGGUGGAUAUGGAUAAAAGGGACCCGAAGUCCUUGGGGUGCACAAAGCUGGAGAACUCUCCACCUGUGCUUCUGCUCUCAAACUCCACGCCCGCUAAGUUACCAUGCGUUCUAGUACUUGCGCCUCAGCCGCAGGCUCUGCACUCCUUCGGUCAAGGCUGCUGCCUCUCUUGUUGCUGGCUACUUUAGCGUGGAGUGCCAAUGCUUCCAAGCCAAUCGCAACUAGAGAGCUGCGCUGCAAGUGCGUGAAGACCACACAAAAGAUUCAUCCCAAAAUUAUAGCCAGUGUGGAAGUGAUCACAGCGGGACCCCACUGUGCUACAAACGAAGUCAUAGCCACUUUGAAGAAGGGGACUGAGCUUUGCCUUAAUCCUGAAGCCCCUUGGGUGAAGAAAAUUAUCCAAAGAUACUUAAACAAUGAUUCUCCACUUUGAUUUACUUAAGUGGAACUGACAAAGACUGAUGAAGUGAUGAUUCUCUGUAAGAAAAUUUGGAUUCCUUAGCGGAAGAUCUUUCAAGGAAUUUUUUUUUUGGGGGGGGGAGUACGAAGAAUACUACAAGAAAAUGCUUCAGCCAGUCAGUCAGCUAGCCAUCGCUCACUGAUUUAGCAUUCAUAAGGAAUACACUUUAUGGGUAGUACUCCUUGCCUUUGGCAUUCUCAUGGCUAUGUUAUGAACUCGGCAUUGAUUUUUUUUAAAGUUAUUUGACCUAUUUAUUUUUUACAUUGCAUAUUAUUCUUUUAUAAUUAAAUCUUUGGCAAUUGACCAACUGUUUAGAAGUCACUCCACUACGUGGAGGUUGGUAAUCUAUGAAUACCUUGUUGUAGUCAAGGCAUUUUAAGAGUUAAAGAAAAGCAGCAUAUACUCUAUAGCUUAAUCUAUGAAUAUGGAAUGAGUUUUAAUGCCAAAAAAAACAUGAUUAAUAGGACAAGGGAGAUAAAAUAAAAACUAGUUCCAAGGCACAUGCAGUAAGGUUCAUAUGUCAGCAUAGAAAUAAUGCUCAAGAAAGCUAGGGUAUCAUAAGUUUACUUGUCAUAUGUUAUUUUAUUUGGAAUUUCCAAGUAUUUGAGUUUUAAAGAAAGAAGUGUAUAGUUUCCAUGUCAAUUUAGAGAUGUGGUGUCUAUUUUAGUAUGGCAUAAUGUCAUAACAUAUGAAUCUUGCUGGGUGUUGAAUAAAUAUAUUUUAGAAACUGUGUCUACAUUGCUAGUCAUCAUAUAUACAUAUGUGAGUAUACAUACAUAAGUUGAAAGAUUUAGAAAUUAAGGAAACAAUUAAAUUCUGGAUUUAUGGCUUUUAUACACUUCCAUUUUUGCAGAUUUAUUUUACAAUAAAAGUGAAUUUAGUAAGAAUCAAUAUUAUCUUUCUGAUCUUUUGAGAGCUUACAAUAUAGUUGAGCAAUUCUUCAUGUAUCUUUUCUUAAAAAUUAGAUGAGUUUUAACGUAGACAUUUUUGGAGGAAGUAGUUUUUAUACUGUUAUGAAUUGAUCACAAUUAUUUUUUGCCUUUUUGUUAUAAGAAAUUAUGUUAAUGUUAUGUUGUGUGAGUAAUUUUCUUUUCCUGUUAAUUGUACCUGUUUUAUUUCUCUUGGGGAAAAAAAUAAAUAGUUUCCAAAUUCAAA
Molecule: messenger RNA, 2324 nt
Organism: Antechinus flavipes (yellow-footed antechinus)
Lineage: Eukaryota; Metazoa; Chordata; Mammalia; Dasyuromorphia; Dasyuridae
Product: permeability factor 2-like
Exons: 4
Coding region: 813-1142 (109 amino acids)
Biological process (GO): cellular response to lipopolysaccharide; inflammatory response; neutrophil chemotaxis
Cellular component (GO): extracellular region
Molecular function (GO): CXCR chemokine receptor binding; chemokine activity
Source: RefSeq, a predicted model, not a curated record